AUUUGUUUUAUAAAUGUAAUUUACGUUCACUCGACAAAAUUACUUCAUUGUAAAUAGAAGUGUACUUUUCGCAAUUAUUGUUAGAAUUUAUUCGUCUAAUUAAAAAUACUUCAGAGUUACGUUAAUAUUGUGGUCGAAAUAUAAGAUUAGUUGCAAUGACUGUAAGCCUACCUGUAGACAGUGAGAACAAUGAAAAUGAAGGCACUCAAGAUGAUUCCAUGUUAGUAUUAGAAGAUGCGUUGAAAAUUUGUAAAUUCGGUUGGUUUCACCUACGGUUGCUCUUAGCAUCACUAUGUGGCAUGCUUGCUACUAUUAUGAUGACUACUACGUCAUCUUUUAUUCUACCAAUAGCAGAAUGUGACUUAGAUAUGGAUAACAUGAUGAAAGGAUGGCUGAAUGCCAUACCGUUUCUUGGGCAAAUUGGAGCGAGCGUUUUCAUCGGAUUCUUAGUAGAUACAUUUGGCCGUCGGAUAUUUCUACUUAGCGGUCACUUCGGAGUAUUUCUGUGCGGCCUUCUCGAAGGUUCCAGUCAAACGUAUUGGAUGUUAAUAGUUGUUAAAUUUCUUCAGGGUAUUGCCAUGACUAUAUCCUACACGGCGAUAUCCACGAUGUUAUCAGAGUUUAUUCACAAAGAAAUCCGAGACAGAAUACUAUUACUGCUCGGCUCAUUCAUGUCACUGUCCCUUAUAGUUGUUGCUCUCAUGUCAUGGGCGAUAUUACCUCAAACUCAACUGUAUUUUGUUAUAUGGAAAGGCUAUUUUGAAUUACAUUCAUGGAAUAUUUAUUUAUAUGUUUGUUCGUUGUGGAGUUUAUUUGCGUUCCUUCUUUACUACUCUUUGCCGGAAAGUCCCAAGUUCUUGCUCUCAGAGGGACGCGAUAAGGAGGCAUUGGAGGUCCUGAAAACAAUGUAUCAUGUUAACACAGGGAAGGACAAAGACGAUUUUCCGAUAAAAACAUUGCAACGUGGGAAACUUCAUGAGCCAAAAGCGAAAUUGGGAAUUAAGAAGCAAAUAGUGAGAAGUCUGUUCGAAGUAAAAGAUAGUUUUGACAAAAGGAAUAUUUAUAAUCUUGUAUUAAUAUCCAGUAUGACGUUUGUAUGCCUAUCCACAUACACUUGCCUAAGGCUAUGGUAUCCUCAGAUAUCAACAACAAUUGAACAUUAUCACAAAGAUCACGGCGAGUUCGGGCAGUUCUGUGACAUGAUUAAUUGGAAAAACUCUGUAAAGCCUCAAAUUGAAUCAAACACUACUUGUGUACCGCAAGUCAGCGGAACAGAGACUUACGUAAACGCCAUUAUCCUCGGAGUAACGAGUCUCAUAUUCAGCGGAGCCUCUAGUUUCGUAGUUCAAUGCUUGGGACAUCGAUUGCUAAUCUUUUUGAUACAAAUAUCAUGUGCUGCAGCGUCUAGUGGGCUGUAUUUUACAAGCUCGUCAAUUGAGAUUGCCUUGUUGAUAUCCGUUACAUGUGCUUUGGUUCAGACGAGCAGUAUUCUGCAAGGAAACAUUCUUGUUAGAGUGUUUCCUACUAAGUUAAGAGCAUUAGCAUUCUCAAUAGUAAUGAUAGUUGGUAGAACGGGAUCUCUAUUGGGAAAUGUAUUGUUCCCAGUACUAUUAGAAAUGGGGUGUAUGGCACCCUUCCUUACGCUUUCUAUUGCGUGUCUUUGUCAAGCAAGCGUUGUGUACUUUUUACCCGAUCCGAAUAAACAGAAUAAGGGAACUGGAGAUAAAUAAAACAAAGAAAUCCA
Messenger RNA from Colias croceus (clouded yellow), 1744 nucleotides. RefSeq names its product synaptic vesicle glycoprotein 2C-like. Gene Ontology annotation, molecular function: transmembrane transporter activity. NCBI's taxonomy places the organism in Eukaryota, Metazoa, Arthropoda, Insecta, Lepidoptera, Pieridae. The record is from RefSeq and is a predicted model, not a curated record. The transcript is spliced from 10 exons. Gene Ontology annotation, cellular component: membrane. Gene Ontology annotation, biological process: transmembrane transport. The coding region runs from base 156 to 1730 and encodes 524 amino acids.